AAAAAAAAAAAAAAGACUGAGACACCCUUGCCUGAGUCGACGUCAUUCUGAAUGGCCUUCAAUAUCCAACGCUUCAAUCAUGUCUAGUUCCCACCCUCCUCCCUCUUGUCGCACGGAUGACGCCGUUGAUCUUCGCUUUGGCUCUUGGUCCAAUCCGAUCGAGCAGAGAUGGUCAUAGCUGACGUCGACUGUGGGCGGCCGGUUACUAACCAUGCAGGUCGCUCGCAUCAUAUAAAUGAUAUUGGACUAUGUGACCAUGGUUAAGCACUAUAUUACGAGCACCAGACCGCUAGCACAGAAUAUAAUCCCUCGCCUUCCUUCUCAACAUGUCAGACAAAGAGGAUAACAACCCUCAAACCCCUCAGCAAGAGAACAACAACCCCCAGGAAGAAAAUACCAACUCGGGGUCCCCUCAGCCCAAGGAGGAACAGGACGUUGAGCCAAAGCAAGAGUCUAACUCUGACGACGCUGAGCCUAAACAAGAACCCAAGUCGGACGACGAGUCUAAACAAGACCCCCAGCCCGACUCUAAGCCACAAGAAGCCGAAUCCAAGCCCGACGCCGAACCCAAGAAAGAGCCUCAGUCUGAAGCUGAGCCCGAACCUCAACCUCAACCUCAGAAAGAAGAACCUCAGCGGCGUCCACGGAGACCCCGCCCACAAAAGUACCGACAGGACUCGGACACAGAGAACGUCGACCGCGGCGACAUGGAUAACACCGCUGUUGAGAAGCCUCGUCGACAGCGCCGCUCACGUCGCCAGCAACAAGACGGCGGUCCCCUCGGCGGCCUCGGUGGCAUAGACCAAGCCGGUGACCUCGUACAAAAUACAGCCGGCAAUGCCGUCAACGGCGUGACCAACACUGCCGGCAAAGCUGUGGGAGGUAUCCUAGGCGGCAACAAAGGGGAAGGACAGGACGAUAGCGGCGGCAAGGACGAACAGCUGCGGUUGCGGCUGGACCUGAACCUGGAUAUCGAAGUGCAAUUAAAAGCUAAGAUCCAUGGUGAUCUAACCCUUGGCUUACUGUCAGUUCAACCCUUCCCCCCUCUUACCAUCUUCCCCGAAAAUAUCAAGCUAACCAUUCAUAACAGCAACUAAAAGUGGAUGUGAAUGCG
Messenger RNA from Aspergillus caelatus, 1114 nucleotides. RefSeq lists its product as uncharacterized. The record is from RefSeq and is a predicted model, not a curated record. Bases 327 to 1097 code for a protein of 256 amino acids. The transcript has a single exon. NCBI's taxonomy places the organism in Eukaryota, Fungi, Ascomycota, Eurotiomycetes, Eurotiales, Aspergillaceae.